AUGUCAGCCCGUCGUCAUGGUAACACUAACACAGCCCUCCAAGCUGUGGUCUGUCAGCAGAAUGUGAUCACAUUAAAGGUGAUGAGAGCAGACGGACGGUACCUGAACAUGGAUCACCUGCUGCUGCUGCUGCUGCUGACUUCAGGACUCCAGGCUGAAGGAAAACUCAACUCACCAGAGUCUGUCAGGUUGGUGGGACGAAAGAGUCGCUGUGCAGGAACACUGGAGCUGAAACAUAAAGGAGAAUGGAGACCAGUGGGUGACUCUGACUGGACCCUGAAGACAGCAGCAGUUGUCUGUCGAAAGUUAGACUGUGACUCUGUCAGGCUGGUGGAUGGGACCAGUCUGUGCUCAGGCAGACUGGAGCUGAAGUCUGACCAGUCUAACCAGAGCUGGUCCUCAGUGUGUGAAGCUGACUUUGACCAGCAGGAUGCAGAGGUGGUCUGCAGGGAGCUUGGCUGUGGGGCUCCUUCAGUCCUCCAGGGGGCGCUCUAUGGAGAAGGGGAGGCUCCAAUGUGGACCAAAGAGUUCCAGUGUGGAGGAGAUGAGUCUGCUCUCCUGGACUGUAGAAGCUCAGGCUCAGAUAGAAACACCUGCUCACCUGGCAGAGCUGUUGGACUCACCUGCUCAGAGCCUGUCAGGUUGGUGGGAGGAGACAGUCACUGUGCAGGAACACUGGAGCUGAAACUGGGAGACUGGAGACCAGUGGGUGGCUAUGAAUGGACCCUGAAGACAGCAGCAGCUGCCUGCAGACAGUUAGACUGUGGUUCUGCUGUUUCUCUAGAACUGAGAGAGGAGUCCUCAGUCAGAUCUGUGUGGAUGAUCAGAUCUGACCGUGUUCUGUCUGGAUCUGCUCUGAGGGAGUGUGUAACAUCAGCUUCUUCUUCUUCCCCCAUUGUGAAUCUCACCUGUUCAGACUCUGUCAGGCUGGUGAAUGGGACCAGUCUGUGCUCAGGCAGACUGGAGCUGAAGUCUGACCAGUCUAACCAGAGCUGGUCCUCAGUGUGUGAAGCUGACUUUGACCAGCAGGAUGCAGAGGUGGUCUGCAGGGAGCUUGGCUGUGGGGCUCCUUCAGUCCUCCAGGGGGCGCUCUAUGGAGAAGGGGAGGCUAACGGAGAUGGGAGUCCUCAGAGAGAUCUGUGUGGUGGAUCAGCCCUGACUGUGUCCAGUCUGGAUCUGCUCUGA
Centropristis striata (black sea bass) is the source of this 1185-nucleotide messenger RNA. Its product is annotated as scavenger receptor cysteine-rich type 1 protein M130-like. The transcript is spliced from 7 exons. Gene Ontology annotation, cellular component: membrane. NCBI's taxonomy places the organism in Eukaryota, Metazoa, Chordata, Actinopteri, Perciformes, Serranidae. The record is from RefSeq and is a predicted model, not a curated record. Bases 1 to 1185 code for a protein of 394 amino acids.